Zootermopsis nevadensis is the source of this 5130-nucleotide messenger RNA. RefSeq names its product putative RNA helicase mov-10-B.1. Lineage: Eukaryota; Metazoa; Arthropoda; Insecta; Blattodea; Termopsidae. The record is from RefSeq and is a predicted model, not a curated record. Gene Ontology annotation, molecular function: RNA binding; 5'-3' RNA helicase activity.
CAUUGCAGCGGAUUAGGGGAGGGGAUAUGCCACACGUAGAUCACGUGCUAAAUUCGUUAACGGUACUUCCCGAAGAGAUAAGAAGGUAGUAAUUGAUGUUGAGUAUGUUAAAGUUGCGACGAUGUUGAAAAACAAGCUGGGAAAAACUGUAGCAGAACAUUUUACUUACUUUCUGGUCAGUAAAGGUUAUAUGGAAGAUGAAUACUGUAUGAAUAAGAAGAAGUUGACUGAUAUUUUUAAGGAUGAGUACCUGCCACUGUAUCAUGUUCGGAUGACGCCUUACUUAAUCCUUCAAGCUCUUGCGCAAUAUAAAUGUAUCAAAAGAGUAAAUAAGGACACACCAGAGUUAGUACUUUUCAAAGCUUCAAAGGUCCAAGAAAUAGUCUCAAGUCAUGGAGGAAGGGUGCAAGAACCUCUGCCUCCUUCUCCACCAGACAAGUCUGUGACUGAUUCAGUCAUGAAGGUGUAUGUGACACAGCAGCAUGCCUUUCACAUUGGAUUUAAAAGAGAACCUGCAGUUACAAGCACAGAGUGUAAGAUAUGUUCAGUAAACUUUGCUGACGAGGUUCAAUAUGAAGCUCACCUAGGUCUUGAGAGUCACACAGUGAAAGAAGCUUAUAGAUCAAACAGGAAAUCCCUGUUUAGCAAACACAGCAUUUCAGUAAAGUUUGCAAGUGAAGAUGUGGUGGAAGAAAUAAUUGUUAGGGAUGGUGCUGUGGGAAGUGUUUCAGUUACUGUUUCUAAUACAGGCAUGGCACAUUGUCAACUACUGAAGAUAUUUGUGUUAUAUCAGUUAACAGAAAUUGAAGAAAUGUUGCCAGCACUUCCUCUCCACUUAAAACCAGGUGGCCAUAUAACCAUUUCAUUGGAUUAUGACUUUCGUAAUUCAGGAGCGUAUUUAUAUCCUCUGCUACUGAAGGUACUGGAUUCUAGGAACAUUUCAUCAUACAUCCUUAAGGAACUGGUAUUUCGAGUCCAGUCAGAGUUAAUGGAUGACCUAAAGCCAACAUCCCCCUACAAAAGACCACUGAAGAAUGUAAUGAAGCAUUGUGAAGGACCUAUAGUGUAUGGAGAGCCUAUGCCUCCAAUACCAAAUCGGUUGGUUUCUGCAAGGAAGUUACCACAGUAUGAAUUUCCUCAAGCAUUGCGCCAUGUUAUUAAUCAUGGCUUUAAGCCCUUGGAGAACAUGAAUCCUGCUGUUGCUCAGAAACUGAAGGAAGUGAGGUUGUUAUUAGGACAGGAUGGUGAGAAAUUACUGAAGGAGGAGAAGUACACACCAUUCUUUAGACUACUUCUAUACAUUGAAGAACAUCAGAUGGAAAAUGAUAUUCAUGCAUAUGACUGUAAAGGCCAAAAAAUGGAAGCUGUGGAUGGAAACAAAAAUUUGCUGUGCUUAACGGUGCCUGGUCUGGCAGAAAAUCGACCAUCUGUCCUUCGUGGUGACAGCAUUUUUGUGAUGAUAGAAGGAGAGAAGUCUGUGAAAUAUGAAGGAGUGGUUCAUCAUGUGAGGGAGUUGGAACUUUUGUUGGGCUUUCACAGAUCUUUGAGAGAGAAAUUUUUGCCCAACAUGAAGUUCUGCGUCCAAUUCGGGUUCAAUCGUUGGAAUCUCCGCUGCCAGCACAGAGCUCUUGAAAUGAUAAAAAGCCAUGGUAUAACAAAUCACCUGUUUCCUAGUAAACACACAACAAUUCCACUCAGGAAUGUGACUAUAACCAAGUGGUUCAGUAAACACCUGAGUGGGAACCCAAAGCAGCGGCAGGCAGUGCAGAGCAUAGUGUCAGGCACAUCAUAUCCUGCUCCCUAUGUCAUAUUUGGUCCUCCUGGUACUGGCAAAACUGUUACUAUUGUGGAGGCUGUCACUCAGUUGUACCAUCUGGACAAGCCUAAUGGACAUCUUCUGAUUUGUGCACCAUCUAAUUCAGCAGCAAAUGAAGUCACCAAAAGGCUGCUAAUAUCAUGCCAAGGCCACAUUCCAGACAGAGACAUAUUCCGCCUCUAUGCUGCCUCAUAUAAUGUUGGAGCUAUUCCUGAAGAGCUAAAGAAAUGUAGCAACUAUACAGAUGAUUUCUUUUUUCCAUCAAAGGAGGAAAUAAUGAAAUAUGCUGUUGUAGUGGUAACACUGGCCACUGCUGCAAGGCUUGUCACUGGAGGUAUUCCUGCGGGUCACUUCUCUCACUUAUUUAUUGAUGAGAGUGGUCAGGCUGUGGAGCCAGAAACAUUGAUCCCAGUAGGUGGUCUCUUCACCAGCGAGAAAGAGAACGGCAGAUUGUUUGGACAGUUGGUGUUGGCUGGUGACCCAAAGCAGUUGGGACCGAUACUGCGAUCCCCAGUGGCUAUAAAUCUUGGUUUAGGUAUGUCUUUCCUUGAACGAUUGAUGAACCAGUGUGACUUGUACAAGAAGAAUGAAAGAGACCAGCUUUAUAACCCAGCUGUACUUACCAAGUUGGUGCAGAAUUUUCGAUCACACAAGUCAAUACUUGCUCUGCCAGAUAGAAUGUUUUAUGAAAAGGAACUACAGGUAUGUGGUGAUCCCGUACUAACAUCUUUGGCAUGCAGCUGGGAAGGUCUUCCAAAGAAGGGAUUCCCAUUAAUCUUUCAUGGAGUGAAGGGUAAGGAUCAGCGAGAAGGAAAUUCCCCAAGUUACUUCAACGUCCAGGAGAUUGAGGUGAUUGUGCGUUAUGUGGAACAACUGUUGGCAGAUCGUUUCAGUGGUCGAAAACUCAGGCAACAAGACAUUGGUGUUAUUACACCAUACAGAAAGCAGGUUGAGAAGAUUAAACAAACUUUCAAGAAAUGUAAGUGGGAACACAUCACUGUAGGCUCUGUGGAAGAAUUCCAGGGUCAAGAACGUCUUGUAAUCAUAAUAUCAACAGUUCGUUCUACUGUGGAACUUCUUCAAGAUGAUUACAAGCUUCAUCUUGGUUUUCUGAAAAAUCCAAAGAGAUUCAAUGUAGCCUUGACACGUUCAAAAGCUUUGUUAAUUACUGUGGGAAAUCCAGAUAUUCUUCAGCAUGAUGAACAUUGGCGAGAACUGAUCUUAUUCUGCAGGGAUCAUGGAGGUUAUAAAGGCUAUCCACUUAGGUUAAGCCCUUUGUCUCAGCAAGUGGAACACAUAACUUUUGAUCUCUCUUCUCUAAGAAUUGACCUAGAAGGGAGCAGCAACACACAAGAUGCUCCACAAUGGCACAGUGACAUAUAGUUUCCAUUGGAUAAUGUGAUGAUCAGCAGUAUUUCAUAAAUCUCAAGAUAAAUCCGUGAUAUGAUUUUGCAUUUUGGAAGCUGUAAUGUGUGUUAGAAGUAGUGGGAUUUUGUCAUGCUGUAAUUCUUCAUAUCCUAGAACAAAUGCCAGAUGCAAUAUGAAAACAAGAAUGAGAGAAAUUUCAUCAUAAUAAAAAAAAGAUACAUGUACCUGGAACAGUAAGUUGUAAUUGAUUUGAUUUUAUCAAACAUUGAAUUUGUCAUUUAAAAUGUCUUUUAACCAUAUAUAUUUUUAUACAUCAUUGCUGUAUAAUGUAAAAUUAGGCGAGUGGAACUGGAUGCAUGUCAUUAAGAAUCCGUCUAGCAUCUUCAGCAUUUUAUAUGCCCAUACUGUAGCAGAUUCCUGCCAAAUGUUGGGCUACGCAGUGCAGACUGAAAGGGGUUUUGCUUCAGGAAAUGCUGAAUAUGCCCAGUGCUUCAUUAUUUCUUCUGCCUAUAGUAUGGGACAUUCAGUUACAUGUAUAGUCUUUCUAAGGGUCUUGACUUUUAUUUAAUGAUUUGCAGUGGUUGUAUAUCAACAUGGAAUGUUUUAUGCAUACAUUCUAAAGAUUGGGGAAGUAGUGUAAUACUGUAUCUAGUUAGUACAGAAAAUUAAAUUCUGUAAGUCACAUUUUAAAAAAGGUUGUUGUCUUUUUUGCAUUGAAUUACUUAUAUGAAUAUGAUGUUAUAUCAUUAUGGUGAUGAAAAUGAUUGAGAAAUUAAAAAUAUGCUAUUAGCACUGUAUUUUGUUUCUGAAAUAUCAAAUAAUUUCUUGGAAAGUUGCAUGUAAUGAUAUAUAUGAAUAUAAUUUUUUCAACAGAGAACAUGUAUUUUAAAAUGAUCUUUCUUAUAUAUCAGUGCAUGACAUAGGGACGGAAGACAGCAAUCUUCAUACUUAUCACCAUGCCAACCUCACAUCUCAAACUGAAGUAGGUUGGUUUGAAAAAACUGGGAAGGAGGUGAGUGUGAUUUUCAUGAAAUCCUUGAAUUGGGAAAACUGAAAAAGGUCCUCUUUGUUUUGUGCACUUUAAUAGAUUUGAUGUGUGCUUGAAAAAACUAAACAUGUAUUGACCUUUUUUAAUUUCCCAUCAUAAUGGUGGUCAUGUAGUGAAUAAACUGCUUAUAGACAAGGACUGUAUUAAAACCUGUGAUUAGGUUCAUUGUUAAUUUAUAGUUAAUUUAGCAAUGAGACAAUCAGUAAUGAGCUGUUGUCAAAGUAUUCAAAGUUUAAUGUGAAAGAAUUGUGUAGUAAAGAGUAUGUACAAGAAGAGUUGCAUAAUUUGUAGCUAAUCAGAAAUUGAUAAUGUGAUUCCAGAUUGAGUGAUUUCAUAUGUAACCAUUUGUAGUAAUUUGUCAGAUAGUAUUAAACAUGAUACUGGUAUUGUGAAUAAAAUUUGCCAUGACUUUUUAUAUUCUUAAGUAUAAUCUUUCCAACUACUAAUAUUUUUAAGCACUGCUUUGAUACAAGUAUGAAGUUCUUUCUGUUAUGAUGUAGCUUGAUUUAUAAAAAUGUUGAUCAUUUCCAUUGAUAUAUAAGAAUUUUUUUGUUUUUCGUAUAUUAUGAACAUGAUAAAAGUUUGUAACGUUUGAUUCUAUGAUCCAUUGUUAUAGUAAUUAAAGGAAUAUUUUUUUGAAAUGUUUCAAUAGAGUAUGUUGUUUUUUUUAAUUACAUUUGGAAUGAUGAUCAUAAUUCUGUGGAAGCUAUGUGUGAGAUUCAAGAAAAUUUUGGUGUGUGUCUGAAAGUUAUGGAAUUAAAUACAAAUGCCAUCCAUAAAUUGCAUGUAAUUUUUACAAAAUGUUUUACAUAAGAAUUGUUAAAUUUUAAUUGUUAUUGAAGUCAGUUGAUUAAUAUUCUCUGUAUUUAAAAAAAAUAAAUUAGUGCAUUUGCGUGAA